This is a messenger RNA of Paraglomus occultum, 489 nucleotides long. The record is from the annotation of a GenBank genome assembly. NCBI's taxonomy places the organism in Eukaryota, Fungi, Glomeromycota, Glomeromycetes, Paraglomerales, Paraglomeraceae.
AUGCGACCAUCGAUUAUUGCCUUGGCUCGCUCAACAUGGAAAGGUAAUAUUGAUGUUUCAUCUACGAAAGCGUUUACAGCGGAACAUUUGUUUUAUAAAGGCUUACAAAUCGUCUCCUCUUCUGCGAUAGGCCCACAUUUUGUGCAGUUUCCAGGUAUAUUAUCUCUGCUACUGUCACCCGACGACUGGCUUGAACUUGAUCUGUAUUACUAUAAUCUCCAACUUUCGCUUACUGUUCUACUAUCCAUGUUCUCGGAAUUGUUAUCAUCAUGGCCAGGUCUUCGUAUAGCCAUGGAGAAUAGCAUUGCAAUACGUACAAACGCACGAGCCUGUACUAUUCUACCUGCAUUUGUUGGACUAAAAUUUGCAGUGUAUAAUGGAAAAGAUUAUCUUACGGUGAACGUAACCGAAGAAAUGGUUGGUCACAAGUUGGGCGAGUUCGCCCCCACUAGGAAGAGGUUUUCGUAUAAAUUUACGAAAAAUAAAUAA